AUAUUCAUGCUCAGACGGUUCCAGUUUAUCGACACCCUCAACGUUCCGGAGCCAAUAUGUCUGAUUCAACGAUGCUGCUCCCUCCGGAACAUCUUUCAUUACCCAUUCAUGGCCUUCAGGAAAAUAUAUCCCGCUCUUUGGAUGUGGAACCCAGCACCACGAAUCUUUUAUAUCGUUGCUGCUGUUACUGUUUGACGAUGACUUUCUCGACUUUUCGAUAGUUUCCCUACCGGCACCAGCGAUUUUGCUUAUCGGUCGCUCAAAUGAUCGCUUAGCUUCCCUGCCACAAAUUCUCAUAUUUAUAUAAAAUAAAAUAAAAGGAAAAUUAAUAUAUAUAUAAUUAAAGUUACCUAAGCAUUAAAAUCUUAGUUUUGGCGACGGCAAAUCUUCCCAUAAAAUAUAUGAAAGAAAUUUUGAUCGUACUAUUUUAUAUAUAAUAUAAAGCUUAAAUUUGAGAAAAUUAUUGUACUUAAGGUGUAAGUAAAUUAAGGAGAGUUUCGUUGAUUUUUAUAAUGCUUGAAAGUGCAAAUGCUGCAAGAAUAUGUUCGAUGGUACAAAUGAGGAACGUUUAAUUUUGGAGGCACUUUAUAAAUGGUGAAGUCAAAAGUUAAUAUUUUCAUUUUAGGAG
Molecule: messenger RNA, 628 nt
Organism: Gossypium raimondii (Peruvian cotton)
Lineage: Eukaryota; Viridiplantae; Streptophyta; Magnoliopsida; Malvales; Malvaceae
Exons: 1
Coding region: 7-195 (62 amino acids)
Source: RefSeq, a predicted model, not a curated record